CUCGACAACUUAGAGUAAGAGUAAACCUGGAAGCUUAUUUAUUAAGAAGCUUUCAAGGAACGACCUCUAGGGCUGUACUUGCCUUUCGACACUGCCGAAUUCAUCAUCUACGUUAUUUCUGUGUCAUUUUAUCUACACCCAAAGCAACCGGUACUGGUCACCCCGGUUAUAUAUCAUGGCGCCACCAAAGAAGUUGUCAAUUCCAAUAGAAAUAUUGAGAAAACUUGAUGCUCAGAAACCCACGACCUCAACGGGAGGAAAGGGGAGCACGAAACAAGUGUCGAGAAAAGAGCAGCGCAAGGCGCAAAGAAUCGAAAAGAAGCAAAAGCAAAGUGCUCCACAGCAGGUUAAGCAGGUCAAGUCACAAGAGCCACCACGUUCAAAUCCUGCCAAUGUCAAGCAGCAAUAUCGAAAACAGCCUGCGAAUGAGGAUUGGGGCCGCGUUGUGAAUGCAGAUGACCUCGAUGAUGACUCUGUCUCAGACUUGGACGGGAACGGGAGUGAUGACGGAGCAAGCGAGAUGGGUGACGAAGGGAGUCAGGAAGCACCAGCAUCAUCUAAAGCAGAGAAACGGAAAUCGAUGCCAGAAGACGCUGAGAUCGCCGCCUUGGAAAGGAAACUCGGCUUAAAAAGGGGCAAGAAGUCCAAAGCAAUCGACGAAGACGGGCUUGGAGACCUGCUGGAUGGUCUGGAAGGCGAAAGUGACGACGGAGAAGCCCCAGCCAAGGGGAAGCAUAAGCGCAAAGCCGAGGCAGAUGAUAAUUGGCUAGCACAAAAGCGACGAAAAGCCAAUAAUGCCGCCGCUGCCGCCGCUGCUUCCAGAGCUGCUGCCAUGGAAGAAGAUGACGAGUCCCAUGAUUCCGAGUAUGACGAAGAUGAUAACAAGAACGAUGGAUUCUCGGAUCUAGCAAUCUCAGACUUCGACGACGACGACACUGAUGGUGAUCUGGGCAGCUCAAGGGACGAAGAUGACGACGGCGGGUUCGAUGGCUUUUCUGAUUCUGAUGACGAUGAAGAGCGAAACUCUGCCGAAUAUCCAGCUCCUCAUGAACGUGAAAACCCUUAUGUUGCUCCCACAACGGGGGUAGCCAAAUACGUUCCGCCAUCACUUCGCCAACAGUCAGGGUCGAACGAAGAAGUCGACGCUCAGCUACGACGGCGUGUGCAGGGUCUCAUCAAUCGACUGACCAACGAGAGUAUGGUUGGCAUCAUCAAAGACUUGUCGGGGCUUUACGACAAUUUUCCUCGACAGAGCGUCACCUCCACGUUGAUCGACCUGGUCAUUUCUCUCGUCUGUUCGCCUGAAAAACGACCAGACGGAUUCUUCACAAUGAUUGCAGGCUUUGCUUCUGGUUGCCAAAGAGCAUUGGGUACGCAUGUUGCCGCCAACUUGCUUCAGCGACUCGUCGAAGUCUUCAAAGAACACCAUAACAGAGCCUCUGGAGACCAUUCGGAUUCCGCAUCAAAGCACAUGAUUUCCCUGCUGGCCGAGCUCUACAACAUGCAGGUCAUUGGUCCGAACUUGAUGUUCGAUUAUAUCCGUCUAUUUCUGGCCAAUUUGGACGAGCUCAACACCGAGCUACUUCUACGCAUUGUGAACAUAUGUGGUCCUUCUCUCAGACGUGACGAUCCCCAUUCCUUGAAGGAUAUUGUCAACCAGAUGAAUCCAUCCAACUUCAAGAAUAUCUCCAUCAGAACGAGCUUCAUGCUCGAAGAGAUGAAGAAACUCCACAACAACAAGUCCAAGGCAGCAGGCCGUAAUAAGGACAUUGCGGAGCAGCGUACUCAAAUCCGGAAGCGAAUCGGAAUUUUGCAGGGCCACAGUGACUCUCAACCUCUUCGAGUUGGUCUCAAGGAGAUUGAAAACGCAGACAAGUACGGAAAAUGGUGGGUUGUUGGCGCGAGCUGGUCCGGCAACCGUGAGAACGACCCGGGGCAAAAGGACUCAGAUGCAACCAAGGGACCUGACGACGUCUCUGACUUGGGUGAUGACGACUUUUUUGGAAUCCCGGACCUGUGGCAGCUCGCCCGCGAACAAGGCUUCAACACCGAUGUACGCCAGCGCAUCUUCGUCGCUCUCCACGCAGCAACGGAUUUUGAGAACGCAGAGCUGCUCAUACGCAAAUUGCGACUCAACAAACACCAGAGAAAGGAGGUGCCCGAGGUCAUUGUGCGCAGUGGUGAGAGGCAGGGCAUAUACAAUCGAUACUACUUCCUUGUAGCCACGCGAUUCUGCGGCGAUCGAGAGCUGGGCUUCCAAUUCCGACGGAGCUUGACAACUCGCUUCCGGAAGAUGGGCGAGGAUAUCGACACUGGAGACAAUGAUUACAACGACGGCGAUGAUGAAGAGGAUUAUGAGUCGCGCUGGUUGUACAAUGUGGCGCGCUUCUAUGGAUCUCUGGUGGCCAACAGAAAUCUGGGACUCGAUAUCCUCAAGUACCGCAACCUGGCCGCGUUGCGGGAGAAAUCACAGUUGUUCGUCGAGGUGCUACUCAUCACCGUGCUCAAGGAGUCCAAGAGUGAAACCCUGCAGAAAAUAUUUGGGUCUUUGGAAACGGACUUGGCAAGGUCGGUGCAGUAUUUUCUGAAGAAGUAUAUCAGAAAGACGGAUUUACUGGAGAAGGAGGAGAAAAGGCUCGUCAAGAAGAAGUGCCAGGAGGCCGCCGGGGUUUUGGAGGCGUCACUGUCGGCAGCGGCUACGGAGUAGCUGUGGUGUUAACCGCGACGAUAUGAAACUGGCUGCCGCGGCCGUCAUGAUAGAUCCAUUGAUAUCCAUUUUACAUAGGGUUAUUUUAAAAGCAAGCUUGUGUCAGCGUUGCGGAAGAAAAUC
Messenger RNA from Pseudomassariella vexata, 2830 nucleotides. RefSeq lists its product as uncharacterized. Gene Ontology annotation, molecular function: RNA binding; protein binding. Gene Ontology annotation, biological process: ribosomal small subunit biogenesis. The record is from RefSeq and is a predicted model, not a curated record. Gene Ontology annotation, cellular component: nucleolus. The transcript has a single exon. Lineage: Eukaryota; Fungi; Ascomycota; Sordariomycetes; Amphisphaeriales; Pseudomassariaceae. The coding region runs from base 176 to 2707 and encodes 843 amino acids.